GUUAUGCAGCAAACUAAACAGCGAGAGGAAAUAUAUGAUUUCGCAGGACGGCUCCUCACCUCUGUGGCCUCAAUCAUGUUCUAACCGAGAGACACACCGUGCCUGAAUCAUGGAUACGACUCAGUACAGCUGCAUCUCCCAGUUCCUGGUAGAUGGAGGAGCAGGGGUUAGCUGCGUCACGGUGGACCCCAUGGAAGAGCUCAUAUGGAUGGGAGGCAUGGGGGGCCACGUCACGUCCUACUACGGUGCCGCGUGCGAGAAAUACACUUCAUUCCCGUCGUUUCCGCAAGGCUAUCCGGUCCGAGCGAUGACUGUACACCCAGACGGAGUCUUGACGUUGUCCGACAUAGGAGUACGGAUGAACAAUCGGCGUGGACCUUCCAAAUGGCUGAUGACUUCUCAAGAGGAAUUCUUUAACCUCAGCUGUAUGACUCUCCUGGGAAAAAGCGACCACAGACUGGCCAUUUCUGGAAAUCAACAAUCCUUGUUUGAGCUGGAUAUAGAGCGAAAUGGUGCUGUAGUGCGUCGUGUCACUUCGGAGAAUCAUGAGCUUGGAGGCUACAAGGUUCUCAAGAGCAACCCCCAGUACCUUUGCUGUGCAGACUUCAACGGCAACAUCGACUUGCGCAACAAAGACUCGUUGCAAGUGAUACACACGUUCGAGGGAGGAGCAACGAACAUGGUCAACGACAUGGCCGUCCUGGGUAAUCAAUUGGUGACCUGUGGAUUUUCGGAGCUGUACGGACGACCUUCGCCCCAUUUGUAUCUUCGAGUUUACGAUCUCCGGAUGCAAAAACUCGUGCCGCAGUUAUUGCAGAUGCUCUUCCCGCCUUCCUUCCUCAAGUUCAUCGAAACGUACACGUCCAAGAUCAUGUGCGUCUCAGAGAGUGGCCAAUUCCAAGUGGUCGAUGUUGGUUCAUUCGAAUGCGCCUCGACAAUGAGCGUGAUCGACCCAACGAUUCUCACCGGACCGGUCACCUGCUUCGACAUGUGCUCCACAUCUCAAGGCAUUGUAUUUGGGGACGAAAAUGGGAUGCUUUACCUCUACGGAACGGCUCCUGACAUGCGAUUUCACAACUAUGUGCGACCGACGGAAUUCGCGGAUCCCGUGGAUCCUCCGUCGCCAAUGGACAUCCAGAACCCACUCACUGUGUAUUCUUCCGUCCCCAUGCCGAUUACGAAUGAGCCGAUGCUGAGCGACCUGUUUCCCCACAUGUCGAAGUUCAGGUAUCACGUUCCUCAGCCAAUCGACCCCGGGAUACUGCACAGCAUGAAGGUCGUUGGCAAUUUGGGUUACGCGCCGAACAAUGGUCGAAUGCGCAAGAACGAAUGCCCCUAUAUCCUGAACAAGCAGCACCUCAAGAAGCAAGAUAUGUCACCAGUUCAGGAUAGCCAUGUCCCGCAUUACUACGCUAAGGUGGACAUAAAAUACAACAAACUCGGCAUCGAAGACUUCGAUUACAAUCAAUACAACAACACCUGUUUUGCCGGCUUAGAGAGCUCUUUACCCAACUGCUACAGCAACGAUAUGCUCCAGGUUUUCUACUUCCUUGAGCCGUUCCGGAUCAUGAUACUUAAUCAUCUUUGUGAGCGCGAAUUCUGUUUGUCCUGCGAGCUCGCUUUCCUAUUUCACAUGUUGGAAACAGCGCAAGGCCUUCCAUGUCAAGCGAGCAACUUCCUGCGGGCUUUCCGCACGAUACCCGAGGUCACAGCUCUGGGACUCCUCAUAAACGAAGAUCGUAUCACAGGGUGCAAGCAAUUGAUUCAGGGCUGGACAAGAUUCAUGCUGUCUCAGCUCCAUCAAGAGACAGUCGACGAGAGCGGGGAAUCCAUUAUCACGAAACUGUUCACAUUCACCCAAAUUAUUAUUCAAAAAUGCAAGUGCCUGUCCUACGCUGAAAAAGAGACAACUGCGAACACUAUAGUGCUGAACUAUCAGCCGUCUUCCGCGAGCGGCGAUGAGGCCAGCAGAGUCACCUUUGCGGAAGUCUUGCAGAAGUCAAUGUACGUCCAUAAUCAAAUCAGCGUCUGGUGCGAUACCUGCGGAAAGUACACGAAUACUGUGGAAACUAGAAUCAUGACGACUCUGCCGGACAUUUUGGUGAUCAACUGUGCCACGAAUUCCAAUUCCGCCAAUGAGAUGUGGAGCAAGAAGAGCGAUAGAGAUGCGUCGAAGCCUGAGAAUGCUAGAGGAACAAGAGGAGAUUCUCCCUCCGCGAUCCUCCGCCUGGCGAAACCUGACUGCCAUUGCUCCUGACCCUGAUAUUCCAGAUUCGGCGACAAAUGUACACGUCGCGGUUGUCGCUACAUCCAUGGCGACAGUUCCGACGCGUUGAGAGAUAUCUGCGAAGGAGAUUCCUGGCUGCCGUUCACAUUGAACAUCACACUGAGCUCCGACGGCUCUGUGGCCGUCACAGAAUCCGAAUUGGAAAACGAUGGAGUCAAUUAUGAGUUGACAGCCAUCGUAUGCGUAAUCCAAGUCGAUGGUCGCGAAAAUAUCGUGUCACUGAUAAAAGUGGGUCCGGAGUACCACGAGAAACAGCAUUCGUCGAGGAUGGCUCACUGGUACGUCUUCAAUGAUUUCACCGUCCACUCGAUCAAGGAGAGUGAGGUGGCGUACAUGCCCAUCGAAUGGAAGCAGCCCUGCAUGCUCUACUACGCGAAGAAGGACCUCGCCGAAAAGUUCAAAAAUCUAAAGGUACAAUCGCCAAUCAAAGAAGCUGUGAUUCGCAACGAUUACUCGAUCGGACCAGCGGUACGCAUGAAGACUUUCACGCCACUGAAAGCAGCGGAGCAAUUCAAAGCAGGAGACAUCGUAGCCAUGGACGCCGAAUUCGUGACGCUGAACCAAGAAGAGGCCGAAAUUCGUUCGGAUGGCACCCGAGCCACGAUCCGACCAAGUCAGCGUUCCGUCGCUCGGAUCUCCUGUCUCAGGGGACAGGGCAAGAUGGAGGGCGUCGCGUUCAUAGAUGACUAUAUUGCCACCCAGGAACAAGUCGUCGAUUAUUUGACUCAAUUCUCGGGCAUCCAACCCGGUGAUCUCGACGUGAGCGUCUCUUCAAAGCAUCUCAACACAUUGAAGAACACCUACCAGAAGCUGCGUUUCCUCGUUGACGCUGGCGUGAUUUUUGUCGGGCAUGGUCUUAAGAACGAUUUCCGAGUGAUCAACAUCGUCGUGCCUCAGGAGCAGGUCCGUGAUACCGUUCUCCUGUUUCAACUCAGGAACAAGCGGAUGCUGUCGCUGCGUUUCCUGGCUUGGCACUUCUUCGGAGAGACGAUUCAGUCCGAAACACACGAUUCCAUUGAAGAUGCCAAGACGGCCCUCCGCCUGUACCGAAAGCACGAGGAGCUCGACAAGAAGGGGGAAAUCAAUAAUGCGCUCACAGAGCUCUACGAGGUCGGCAAGAAAUACAACUGGAAAGUUCCCGAGGAUAACAGUCAGAGCAACUCGGGUACCCCUGCAGCACCAAUGGAGUGA
Molecule: messenger RNA, 3478 nt
Organism: Galendromus occidentalis (western predatory mite)
Lineage: Eukaryota; Metazoa; Arthropoda; Arachnida; Mesostigmata; Phytoseiidae
Gene: PAN2
Product: PAN2-PAN3 deadenylation complex catalytic subunit PAN2
Exons: 15
Biological process (GO): nuclear-transcribed mRNA poly(A) tail shortening; mRNA processing
Cellular component (GO): PAN complex; P-body
Molecular function (GO): protein binding; poly(A)-specific ribonuclease activity; nucleic acid binding
Source: RefSeq, a predicted model, not a curated record